Suillus clintonianus is the source of this 622-nucleotide messenger RNA. RefSeq lists its product as uncharacterized. The record is from RefSeq and is a predicted model, not a curated record. NCBI's taxonomy places the organism in Eukaryota, Fungi, Basidiomycota, Agaricomycetes, Boletales, Suillaceae. Bases 110 to 535 code for a protein of 141 amino acids. The transcript has a single exon.
ACAUCACAUCGUAUCGCACAAGCAUCGCGCUUCGUCACUGGGUCAGGAUAAUCUGGCCUAUUGGAUCAGGAUUAACAGAAAGGAAGGAAGGAAGCAUCUGAAGGAAUGAAUGCGUAGAAUGUACUAUCAUCGAUUUUCAGGACUGAGAAGGUUGUUGCAUCAUCAGUUCUUUUCCUAUUCUCGUCAUUUUCAUUUUCCUUGUCCUCUCACCAUCAUCUCCCAGUUCUCUUUUCUUUUUCUUUUCUUUUCUUCUUCCCCUUCUCCCUCUUUAUUUCCGAUCUUCCUCCACUCCUCUAGCUCAGGUGCACAGUCACUGGAUUUGUCAAGGGCAAGAACCCAUCGCUUGUUGUCGCACUGCUAUCGUCUUCAUUUUUUUUAUCAUUGUCACUUCCAUCACUAUCAUCACCUUUUUCUUUUUUUUCUCGCCUUGUUUUGUGUGUAUCAUCACGUUACUAGCAGGUGUGUGCAUGGCGAACUCGCCUUUGUAGCGGCAGAGAAUCCUGGUGUAUAUGUACUACUACGACUGCUACUAUAGAUUAGCUGGAGCUUAGGCUGCACACUCACAGAGUUGAGAGCGGUGUAUAUCAUAUUUUCUUGGUCUUUACGUUGUGCAUUGCAAGGC